Molecule: messenger RNA, 1013 nt
Organism: Leptinotarsa decemlineata (Colorado potato beetle)
Lineage: Eukaryota; Metazoa; Arthropoda; Insecta; Coleoptera; Chrysomelidae
Product: exosome complex component RRP43
Biological process (GO): exonucleolytic trimming to generate mature 3'-end of 5.8S rRNA from tricistronic rRNA transcript (SSU-rRNA, 5.8S rRNA, LSU-rRNA); U5 snRNA 3'-end processing; nuclear-transcribed mRNA catabolic process, deadenylation-dependent decay
Cellular component (GO): cytoplasmic exosome (RNase complex); nuclear exosome (RNase complex)
Molecular function (GO): mRNA 3'-UTR AU-rich region binding
Source: RefSeq, a predicted model, not a curated record
AGAAGAAGAGUGUGCAAUAAAAAAGAAGAAGAAGAGUGCAAUAAUUCCCCAUAAUAUUUUUGAAUUAUUGAAUUGAGAAGUUUAAUUAAAAUGGCAGAACAGUAUAAGUCUUUGCAUCCUAUAAAGUAUUACCGUGAUUAUUUAGCACACGAAAUACGUCCUGAUGGUAGAGAGUUUAAUAAAUUUAGGCCAAUUAUUUUGAAUGUUGGGUCCUUAGAUACUGCUGAUGGGUCAGCUAUAGCUAAAGUUGGCCAGACUACUGUAGUGUGUGGAAUUAAAGCUGAAUUGUGUAAACCUAAAGCUGAAUCUGCUGAUAAAGGUUUUAUUGUACCAAAUCUAGAAUUACCUCCCUUAUGUUCUUCAAAGUUUCGCCCAGGUCCCCCCAGUGAUCAAGCCCAGGUAUUAAGUCAACUCAUAGCAGAUGUAAUAGAAAACUACAAAUGCAUUGAUUUAACAGAUCUUUGCAUUUUUCCUUAUAAACUGGUGUGGUGUCUUUAUAUAGAUUUCAUUUGUUUGAAUUUUGAUGGUGCGGUGGUAGAUGCCUCUGUUAUAGCACUAAUGGGAGCAUUGAAAACAGCUACAUUACCAGUGGUUAAUUAUGAUGCAGCUUUGGAUAAUAUCCAAGUUGAUGCGGAUCAUAGAAAAUAUCUGACUAUCCACAGCACACCUGUAUCUACUACUUUCGCAAUAUUUGAUGACAAAAUCAUCCUGGCAGAUCCUACAGUGGAAGAGGAAGAUCUGUGUACGGGUAUUUUAACAAUAGUUGUGAAGAACGAUGAUGAAUUGUGCUGUGUUCACAAACCGGGGGGUAGUCCUUUACCUGAUGAAGAUCUAUUCAAAUGUAUAGAUGUGUCGGUGGAAAGAGUACCAUUGUUGAAAAAGUUAAUUGAAACUUCAAUAAAAAAUGUUACGAAUUGAUGAAGAUAUAAAUUCUUUUUUUUUGCUUACCUUAUUUUCAAAUAAAAUGAGUCUGUACAUAGUUUGUAAAUACUUGAAUAAAAAUGCUUCAGAUA